Molecule: messenger RNA, 552 nt
Organism: Ogataea parapolymorpha DL-1
Lineage: Eukaryota; Fungi; Ascomycota; Pichiomycetes; Pichiales; Pichiaceae
Exons: 1
Coding region: 1-552 (183 amino acids)
Source: RefSeq, a predicted model, not a curated record
AUGAGCGUUGUCGAUACUCGAGGACCUUUCUAUCUUUACAAGUUCGGAGACAAGGCCGAAAAACAAAUGGACGAGUUCAAAGUGUUUCCCACCCCAGAGCCCUACAUAGCAAGAUCCUCGGAUCCUUACUAUACCCCCUACUACACAUACACCGCGAACGCCAACUCAGCAUUGCUUUCUCCGUCAUCCUCGUCGAACGAGUCCGAAACAGAAUCCACCGCCUCCGCAGACUCGCGUGAGGCCUCGACCUCGCGCGCCUCUCACCACUCGCAUGAUUCCGGCUCAGGCCGUCACAAGUUCAAGUGCACGUACCCGGGCUGUAAAUACAAGGGCACGUUUCUGUCCAAAGAUUACCUACGCAGACACAUUAGAGAGCAACACCGAAAAACAAAAUUACAUGCCUGUGAGGGCAGAAACAAAGACGACACCGUUUGGGGGUGCUCCAAGAAAUUCAGCAGACCCUAUCAAUUGAUCAACCACUGGCGGGGCCAACGGUCGCUGAAGAAGUGCGGUGUGCCAGCAGAAGAGCUCAUGCGCUAUGGGAUCAUCUAA